AUGGGAUCCCUAUCCCGCGAGAUCCUCGCACAGGUCGCAACGCUCUCGACGCCGGCUGAAGUAUGGAGUGCUAUCCAUGCCAUGUUUGCUGCUCAAAGCCAAGCUCAAGGAAUCAACACGUGCAUUGAGCUCACGAAUCUUCAAAAAGGUAACAUGUCUAUGGCAGAAUACCUUGGAAAAAUUAAAAGUCUCACCGACGAAGUCGCCUGCACCGCCGCCGCGCUCUCCGAUCCAGAGAUCGUGUCCAAAAUCCUCGCCGGCCUCGACAUGGACUACAACCCUGUGGUCUCCGCCCUCGCCGCUCGGGUGGAGCCGAUCACCAUUCAGGAGCUAUACAGUCAGCUCUUGAGCUUCGACGCCCGCCUCAGCCUUCUUCACGGCGUCAACAUCCGGAAGUCCUCCGCCAACUCUAUCUCCGGUGGCCGCGGCCGUGGGCGCGGUCACCAGGGGCAACGCAGCGGCGGCCGUGGGCGCGGCAACGCCGACUACUCCAACAACGGCAGCGCUGGCUACACCAACACCGGUGGCAGCGGCGGCAGCAACUACAACAACAGGGCCGGGGGUGGCGGCUUCAACAACAACAACAACAGCCGCCCUUCUUCUUCCCGAGCACGUCCUCGCUGCCAGCUCUGCAAGAAGCCGGGCCAUGAAGUCUUGGACUGCUGA
Aegilops tauschii subsp. strangulata is the source of this 666-nucleotide messenger RNA. Lineage: Eukaryota; Viridiplantae; Streptophyta; Magnoliopsida; Poales; Poaceae. The record is from RefSeq and is a predicted model, not a curated record.